Messenger RNA from Cylindrotheca closterium, 669 nucleotides. Lineage: Eukaryota; Bacillariophyta; Bacillariophyceae; Bacillariales; Bacillariaceae. The record is from the annotation of a GenBank genome assembly.
AUGAGUACGAUUAGGAUCAGGACUGCCAUCAACCAAAACAACGCUGCUGCUUCAAUGAUAGACACAGCCAGAUACAACGAGGCAAUAUGCAUGCUGAAAGCAUCUUUGAAGCGGUUUCAGAAGGAACUGAGGUCUCAUGCGGCACAUGACAACGUUCAUUCUGAACCGUGCGCGACAGCGAUACAUCACCUGAUCUUGCAGAGCACUACUACUAGUCUACUAGAUAGAAGAGAGGACAGCAAUGAUGAUGCAGGAUUUCUAUAUGAUCGAGCUGUCUUUAUCCCACAAAGGGUUUCGUUGGAAAGGCACAUUGCUACUCAUGUUGUUUCCUCGAUUCAAAUCUUCAAUCUCGCGCUGGCAUUGCAAUUAAAGGCAAAUGCAACAAAUGUGGAUUCGAGACUCAGGGACUCGUACCUCAGAAAAUCCAUGUCAAUUUAUCAACUGGUGAUGAUGCUAAACGGUAAAAAUAGUCUGCUGUCCAUGAUUGUGCUGAACAAUGUGGGUCUGAUUCACAGGGCAUGCAAGCAUCACGAUCGGGCAUCCGAAUGUUUCAACCGCCUGCUUGCAAUUUGGAUAGUGUCACCAGGUUGGGCCAACUACUUGGAAGGCAUGGUCCACAAUGCCUUGGGAUGGUAUGACACUGUAGCAUUCCCAGCAGCUGCGGCCUAG